This is a messenger RNA of Ostrea edulis (European flat oyster), 8780 nucleotides long. RefSeq names its product sodium-coupled monocarboxylate transporter 1-like. The transcript has 15 exons. Gene Ontology annotation, cellular component: membrane. NCBI's taxonomy places the organism in Eukaryota, Metazoa, Mollusca, Bivalvia, Ostreida, Ostreidae. Gene Ontology annotation, molecular function: symporter activity. The record is from RefSeq and is a predicted model, not a curated record. Gene Ontology annotation, biological process: sodium ion transport; transmembrane transport. The coding region runs from base 281 to 2218 and encodes 645 amino acids.
CACCGCAUGUCGAUAUGAGCAACCCGCGGAUUCAUAAGUAGGACAAGUUUUUUUAAAUACUAUUUACAUAGAGCAUGUGAGAACACAAACAGGAUUUCAAUGGCACUUCUACCUCAGUGUUAACGGACUGCGUUACCUUUGACGAAGAAACAACUUAUUGACUGUCAAGGCGCUCCUACAUCGUUAUGGUCUAGAAGUUUAGCGGAAAACAGUAAAGAUAAACAGUAUCGUCUCAGCGUGUCACUUUUGAUAAAAGUUGUGCAGGUGAUAGGAUAUCAAAAUGGUCAGAAACUACCAGUACAUUUUUGAACAGAAAGAUGAUGUGACUUUUAAUGCAGUGGAUUACGUUGUGUUCGGUGCCACAUUGCUGAUUUCGGCUUCCAUUGGACUUUACUAUGCCAUCAAGGACAGGAAAAAGACGGAUGAAAAGGAGUUUCUUUUGGCCGGACGGUCGAUGCAGACAUUUCCCGUUGCUCUGUCCCUACUGUCCAGUUUUAUAUCCGCUAUCACCUUACUGGGGACCCCGGCGGAGGUGUACUCUAAUAACACUAUGUAUUGGUGGAUCUCCAUUGGAUUCAUCAUAUCAGCCGCGGCAACUGCCCACAUCUUUGUUCCCGUUUUCUACCGGCUGGAAAUUACCAGUGUCUUUCAGUAUAUAGAACUACGGUUUGGCCAUGUGUGUCGUGUGCUGGGUUCCUUAAUCUAUCUGUUGUGGAUGCUGCUUUACAUGUCGGUUGUGCUGUAUGGGCCAUCCCUCGCUUUGAAUGCAGUGACGAAUUUGUCGUUGUGGGGUUCUGUAAUUGCUGUUGGACUUGUCUGUAUUUUCUACACUACCCUGGGCGGAAUGAAGGCCGUCGUGUGGACAGACUCUUUUCAGAUGUUAAUCAUGUUUGCCGGGAUGCUUGCUCUGCUGAUUUCCGGUAGUAUGAAACUGGGUGGCCUCGAUGUGGCUUGGGAUAUUGCCAACAAGAACCAAAGGAUCAUGUUCUUUGAAUUUAACCCCGACCCCUCUGUUCGCCACACAACGUGGAAUGUGAUAGUUGGUGGGGGGUUCUUCUGGAUGGCCAUUUACGGAAUCAACCAAGCUCAAGUUCAGCGAGCUAUCUCGGUACCAUCAGUGAGACAUGCUAAGAUUGCAUUAUGGCUGAACUUCCCCGGUAUGUUUUUGAUUCUCUCCCUUGUGUGUUCUGUCGGCGUCGUCAUGUAUGCGUUUUAUUCCGAGUGUGACCCGGUCAGUCUGAAAAUUAUCAGCAAAACGGAUCAGUUGAUUCCUCUUUUUACAAUGGACUUGUUGGGGCACUUGCAUGGAAUACCUGGAUUGGUCUUGUCAUGUGUCUUCAGCGGAAGCUUAAGUACCAUAUCCUCCGGCCUCAAUGCCGUGGCUGCCGUAUUGCUUGAAGACUUUGUGAAACCCUACUGUUGCAAAAAUAUUACGGGUUACGCUGCCACUUUAUUCUCCAAAGCUGCAGUGGUUGGCUGUGGUCUUGUUUGUCUUGCGUUGGCUUAUUUUGUCUCUAACCUUGGAGCAAUUUUACAGCUUGCAUAUGUUCUGUUCGGCAUCCUCGGUGGCCCACUUUUGGGACUGUUUACUUUCGGAAUGCUGUGCCCCUGGGGGAAUGCAUGGGGAGGAAAUGUAGGCCUAGUAACAGCUCUGGCCUUUGUGGCAUGGAUUGGCCUUGGAACCUCUUUGAAUAAUGUGGUCAUCACCCCCAAAUCGCCUGUGACCACGGCAGGAUGCAACAUGACAGCCAUCAACGCUUUAAAUAGAGUGACCACCACGAUUGCUUCCACUACCGCUGCUGUCAUGGAAAGCACCACCCCAACUGUACCAGCACCACCGAAGGACUAUUUUCUGUUGUACCGCAUGUCCUAUAUAUGGUAUACUGGGUUAGCGGUGAUAACUGUGGUCAUUAUAGGCAGCAUUGUGAGUCUUAUAACGGGGGGUCAUAAAAAAAUGUCGGAGUUGGAUCCUCGUGUGAUCUGUCCUUUCUUUGACGUGUUCAUGCCAUUUUUACCCGAGUCCUUCCGUCGUAAGAUGAGAUGUGGCGUCAGACAUGGAGAUGAGAACUUUAUUGCAAAGUUCAUGAAGUCUCAGGAACAGAAACUGCAGCACGAUGGAAUAGACAACAAGGCUUUGGAUAUGUCGGAUAUCAGUCUAUCCGAAAAGAAAGAAAUAAAAAAUGGUUACACGCAUAAUGACCUCUCCACGAAACUGUAGAAAGUCCACUAAAUACGGUCCAGUCUAAGCACAGCACCUUAUAGUAUGCUUCAGAGAGAGACUGCAUAAUCAUUAGACAAAACAAUUUGAUGCAAAGCAUCUAAUCAAUCGCUAAAGUUUUAAGCAUUCUAGACUAUUUCCAAGGAAAAUUACGGGAGAUCAAGUAUAACAUCUUUCAUUUAAAGGAAGUGAACAUGAAAAAAAUAUUUGUUGCAUAAUAAACUUAAAAGACCUCUUGAAACUAAAUAAUGUGGCCUGAAUCUAAUUUGCUUGUUUCUAUUACGAGAUUUGACCAAUUAAACACUCUUAAGUUAAAGGUUUAUGGAGGUCAUCCAUUAUUUCCCAGUAUGCAUCUGUGCUCUGACGUAGAUGAGACACAUUACUGUUGUUGACUGGGUCACUAUUAUACAGCAGAAAAUUAUGGAUUCAUAUUAGAAUUGAUGGAUAAGAUUUUGGAGCAAAAAGAAUUGAAAUCAAAUCUAAUUACAAUACAUUAAGAAAAAGAAGAAAACACUCCCACAAAAUAUCUCCAGCUCCUCCAACUUCUGAACUUACUCAGAAGCACUAGUACUGUUAUAUUUCAAAAUUCCAAAUCAAUUAAUUUUAUUAGAUUUUAAAAUAUUUGGAGAUAAUUUAGGUGACUGUGUCAUAAAAGUACUGCAAUAUAGGCAUUAAUUUAUAUAUUUCAUAAUAAUUGAUGUACAUGGACCACAGAUGAAUUUCGGAAAUGCAAUUUACAGCUAUAUUAUUUAUUUACACUAAUAAAAAUUACUUAUUCAGAAUCUGUAUCAAAGUCUGAGGUUUCAAGAAAUCCUUUAUAAUUGCAGUGCUCUUUAGGAAAUGCUCCCUUAAUUUAUGUCACAACAAAUGAAGGUAAAACUACUCUUAUCCCCCCCCCCAGAGGCUGACCGCGUCUGACCUAGUUGAUAAACUGUCUGUAGGCCAUAAAUCUUGAUAGCAUGCCUGAAACAGAAUUGUCACUGUAUUCUAUCACGUGUGUAUGUAAUUGGAAAUAUUUACACACAAAUGCCAUGUUAUGUUUAGAUUUUAAUACAUGUAAAUACAGAAGGUAUUUUUCAUUUUCGUGUUAUUCUUACUUGUUUAACAAGUUGUUAUCCAAGUCCUCUGAGACCCUUCCUCUCUGGAUACAUAAAUCCAUGGAUAAAUGUAAACUGUAUCAAUUAUAACAGGACUUAGACACACCAUGUCAAAAUAUGGGUGUAGAGAACCGCACUUUAUGUACAUAUCCAUGUAAUCUGACACAAAAUAUUCAAACUCAUGACAACAAAGACACCCCUUAAAUGUACAUAAUUCCUCUCUCAUUAAGAUCAAUUGCUGGUAAAGAAGAGUUAUUCUGAGAAGCAAUUUCUUCCUCUGUAACAUCAGGUUCAAACUGAUAUCCCAUAUUUAAUUCACUUUCUGCUUAUGACACUUUAACGUUGAUGCUUACAAUGAGCCAAAAAUACACAAUGUGUCCUACUGACAUCAGCAUCAGUGCUGCCCUCUAGUGAAUGCUAACAGAUAACCCAGCAGGGAGAUAAUAAUUUUUUCAAUAUGGCAUCUCCCAAGGAUUGAAAAAAUUAGUUAAUCUUUAUGAAAUAUCUCCCUACUGAAGAAAGCUACAUCUUAAUGAUUUUCAGAAUUCAUUAUAUACAUUAAUUGACAAAUUAAAACCCUUUGUCACAUUUUCAUGUUCACUUCCUUUAAAAUUGGAAAUAGAAGACACAAUUUUUUGAUAUACAAUGUAUGUACUCGCUGUAUAAAAAGAUCAUUAAUACUACUAGGUAUACAAGAACGCUGGUGUGGUUUUCAAAAUUGAUAAAUUUAUGGAAAUAUUUGUUCAUAACACGUAAAUCAAUAAUGCAAUAUGGAAGUUUGAAGUGCAUUAUAAUAAACACAUUGUUUGAAGAAAAAAAUAGAACAUUUAUACUUAUAAUGCAGGUGUUGUGAUUAAUAUAUCUACCCACUGAAUGAAAGCGAGAGAAAGUAAUUUCUUAUAGAAAAUCUGGAGAUUUUGUGUGUGCUUUUCCUGGGUUUUUAUUCAAGUUUCAUGUCUAUUUUGAAGUGCUUAUUAAAUAUUGCAAUUUGCAUUUGAGAAGCUGAAUUGAAAUGCAAAGGAGGCAAAGGCGAAUAUUAUUAGAAAUCAAACAUGCUUCGGAAUAUGGAAUGGCAAGAAAACUAACGUGGCCUUGUGUCUGCAACUCCGAUUUGUUUUUUUGGUUGGUUUUCUUUCUUUUUUCUUUUUUUAAAAAUAUUCCUAUCAAGAUCAAGGAGACAGGUACAUGUAGUUUGAUUAAAAUGGACGUGUCCUCCUGUACUCCUCAUUCCCUGACCCUGGAGUCAGAGUGGAUCCCAUCCCUGAUACUGGAGUCAGAGUGGACCCCAUCCCUGACCUGGAGUCAGAGUGGGUCCCAUCCCUGACCUGGAGUCAGAGUGGAUCCCAUCCCUGACCCUGGAGUCAGAGUGGGUCUCAUCCCUGACCUAGAGUCAGAGUGGGUCUCAUCCCUGAACCUGGAGUCAGAGUGGGUCUCAUCCCUGAAUCUGGAGUCAGAGUGGGUCCCAUGUGAGUGUUGUUCGACGGGCAUCUUAUUUGUUUAUAUAAUAUUAGCGCAUGUCAAAGAAUGUUGAUUUAUAAUAUGGAAAUUAUGUUACGACAUACUAAGAAGGAUAACUCCAUUAUAUUUAGGAAAGUGUCCAUGUAGAUCAUGUGAUACCAUGUAAAUGAUAUACCUGUAAAUAUCACUGCCAUUAUCAUAUUGUAAAAUUUGAAAUUUUACCCUGUCCAAUUUAACUUGACAGCAUUAACACUUGAAAUUGCAGUUAUUUCAAAGUUUUCCUAAGUAUACUUAGCUACUACACGUUCUUACCUAGUUCUCUUAUUGUGCUGUCCAGAUUAUGUGCAGAGCUAUAUCAGAGAGAGAAAGAUUAAAUUCAUAGAUGUUUGAUUGACAAACAUUCACUAUGAUGUGUUGAAUAAAUUUACACAAAAUAAGUGUCGUGACAUGCCAGGUAUUGCAUGCAUAAUGGGGAAUGAUUAUUGAAAAGUAACAUUAUGUACUUAGGUUUUUAGUUCGUGUGUAAAUUUCAUUUUUUCUAUUAUUUUUUUUUUCAUUUGAAUCCACGUAGAGAAGAUUAACACGUAUUGCUUUAUUCUUUUUUUUAACAUACUGAUAGAUGUUUAAAUACAUACGUCUUUUGUAUGAAUAACCGGUUCUUGCCUGCUUAGAAUCACCCCUUCCUUACUUCUUAAACUUAAUAACAAUGAAGGUUGGACAAAUGUAUACGGUCAAUUAUUUCAAAUCCUUUCUUGUAUAGAACACUUGAAAACGGUAUUUAAAAGAUUCAACUAGUUUCAGAUUAUAUAUUUGCUAUGGGUACUCCCCAACUCGUAGCAUCGUUUUUUAGCAGAUGGGGGGGGGGGGGGGGGGGGGGGGGGCAAAUUAACAAUAUGUUUACUUCUUCACAUUGUCUAAAAUUCUUAACAAGCCAACAUUCUCACCUCUAAUUUUAAAAACUUUAUAGCCCAAACUUCAAAAUCUAAAAUCGGGGAAGGGGCUUCUUCCUUCACUAUGUGGGCUGGGUUCAAUUCAUCAUCAUUCUUGCUAUUCAAUACUACUAUAAAAAGGAGGGGACGGUCACCCGAAAUAUCAAACUCUAUAUGUGAAUAUUGCUAUAACUUUGCAUGUAAAAUGAACGUUGUCAAAAAAAUAUUUCCCAUUUCUAUUGGCUGUUCUCUAAUGGUGGCUACCUACAAUCAGAUCUGACUUUACCUGCAGCAUGUAGUGUCGGGGGGGGGGGGGGGGGGGUCACUAACUUUACCAACAGCAUGUAGUGUCGGGGGGAUCACUAACUUUACCUGCAGCAUGUAGUGUCGGGGGAAAUCACUAACUUUACCUACAGCAUGUAGUGUCGGGGGAAAUCACUAACUUUACCUGCAGCAUGUAGUGUCGGGGGAAAUCACUAACUUUACCUACAGCAUGUAGUGUCUGGGGGAUCACUAACUUUACCUGCAGCAUGUAGUGUCGGGGGAAAUCACUAACUUUACCUACAGCAUGUAGUGUCGGGGAAAAUCACUAACUUUACCUGCAGCAUGUAGUGUCGGGGAUAAUCACUAACUUUACCUGCAGCAUGUAGUGUCGGGGAUAAUCACUAACUUUACCUGCAGCAUGUAGUGUCGGGGAUAAUCACUAACUUUACCUGCAGCAUGUAGUGUCGGGGAUAAUCACUAACUUUACCUACAGCAUGUAGUGUCUGGGGGAUCACUAACUUUAUCUACAGCAUGUAGUGUCGGGGGAAAUCACUAACUUUACCUGCAGCAUGUAGUGUCGGGGGAAAUCACUAACUUUACCUACAGCAUGUAGUGUCUGGGGGAUCACUAACUUUACCUGCAGCAUGUAGUGUCGGGGGAAAUCACUAACUUUACCUGCAGCAUGUACUGUCGGGGUAAAACACUAACUUUACCAGUAGCACUGUUUUGGAGUAAUGUUAGUAAAUGUUGCUGACUUGUUUGGCGGGAGAAGUGUCACUGUUUGAUUUAGCAGUCUUUCAGAGAAAUGUCGCUAACUUGCCCAGAUAAUGUUCAAAGCUAGUUCUUGGAAGAAACUUUAGUUUUCUAGAAACAGGUCCAUGUAUAUGUUGUAUGAUGGAGACGGGGUGGGGUGGGGUCUCACUUGAAUGAUUAGUCCCAUUUUGAAUUUUCAUCUACUAUGACAGUUGAAUAGCCCUAAUAUUAGAAGAUUCGUUAUUAAGCGGCAUCAACCUGUCGUGGCUUAGGAAAGGGUAUUCCAGCGGUACCUUAGUAAUGAAAAUUUAUCACUUGUCCACUUAAAGUCCUGGUUGUGCCCAUAACGACAAACUCAAAUUAUGGCAGCCAAACGUUGUAAUAUUAUGAAUGUUUUUUUGUUUGUUUUUUUUUCAUUUCUAUUGUAUGUUUUCCAUUUGUAUUGUAUAAUUAAUCAUUUAUAUUGUAAACUUUUUCAUUUAUAUUGUAUGAUUUUUCAUUUGUGUUGUAUAAUUUUUUAUUUGUAUUUUAUAAUUUUUCAUUUGUAUGAUUUUUUUUAAUUUGCACCCUUUUCCACUGCAUGUACUCUCACGUAUUUUCAAAAAUGAAAUUCAUGUUUUAUAGUUAUAUUUUAUAUUCAUUUCUGUCGGAAUUCCUUAGUCGUUAAAAUGGACCUACUAUAUCAUCCAGAUUAAUACGCACAUUCUUCAUAACUGCAACGUAUUCACGAGGUAAUGACUAUCGUGCGGACGAUUAUUACAUGUUAUGGUUUUAGAAAGACGAGUGUGAUUAACUAUAGACCUACAUCAGAAAAUGAUAAACUUGAUUAUAUAUACAUAUAUCAAAAGCCAUCAUUAUUUUAAUAAAUCAAGCCAUGAAAGUUACCUAUAUUUAAUCAUGAUUUUUACAAAUACCUUGAGGUUUUUUUUCUUCUUUUUUUCAGCGAAUAUGUAUAUAUACCGAAUUUGUUAAUUAAUUCGUACAAUUUAUUUUUGCAUUAAAAGAGAUAAUUCAACUCUGUUUUGCUUCAAGUAAUCAGAGUUUGUAAUUUUUAUUUUCUCUUUGUUUUAUUGAUUUUAUUUUAAUAUCCUUACGUUCGUUUUUUUCUUUUAAAGGUUAUAUAAAUAUGGUAAUGAUUUAUACAUGUAAGUUUCGUGGGGACAUUCUCAUGUGAUAUAUCCAUAUUAUAUUUUUGUUCUAUAACCAAAACUCGAGUGGUAAUGUGAAUUUUAGUGUGAUUUGACCAUUUCUCUAGCCAAUACCGAACAAAAUGUGUUUUGUUACUUUUUUCUUUUGCUUUUUUAAAAGUUCCUUUUGAUAAUAUAUAUACGUGUAUAUGUUUUACAAAUUGUAAAAAAAAAAAAAAAAAAAAAAAAAAUACAAGGCAUCAAAUUUGUAUGUAUAGAUUGUGCCAAGUUUCAAAAGUACAUGUAUAUAGAUAAGAUAAGAUAAGUUUAUUCCAAUUUUGGGCCCAGAGGGCAUAACAGUAAGACAGUUUAUAAAGAAGAAAAUUAAAAAAAGAAAGAAAGUUUACAACAUUAACUACAGGUUACAUAGACUGCAUGUGGAUGCAGCAUGUUGGGGAAACAAGUACAUACAUAUAUGAAUUGCUAAUCAUGUAUAUACACAAGUAAAUGGACAAUAUCAGUAUUAUACCAACAUAUGAAUAAUAAACUAUAAUGAUUUUUGCAGUUUAAAGCAUCACUUCUUUUUCUGAAAGUUUGCACUAAAUAUUCACUCAAUUUAACAAUUACUGGUUUGUCUUCGUUAAUCAUCAACCAAGUAAAUUUGUCCUUAUUUGUUAGAUAGAUAAAUUUUUGUUGAGCCUGUAUAUACCAUUAAAAAACAUAUUUCUCUCCUCAACAUAGAAUGGACAAUCAGUAAGGAAAUGAAAUUCAUCUUCUACACAAUUAAGGUUACAUAAUUCACAUAUUCUUUUGUUUCUUUCUAAAGAAAUCUUCUGGCCAGAAUUGGUUUUUGUAAAUUCAUUAUAUAUGUAUUACUAAUAUAUUCGACUCUGAAGCUUUUGGAACUUUAAAUAAAACAGGUUACUCCAUUUUA